GAAGGCCGCGCCCCCUCAUGCCCUUCUUGCCAAUCGGGACGCGUCUCGCGCUGCAGUUUUUUCCGGCCGCGGUCCUCUGGAAGCCUCACCUCGCGGUCUUCCCCAAGCUUCCCUGUUUGUUCUGCCAUGUGAUCGCGAAGGGGGCGGAUACAAGGCUGCAGUCCUAGCACGUGAUGUGAGAAAGGUGUCCUUUUUGACUUCUUGAUCCCUGGCUCGAAAGUCAUCUGGAAGGUUUCGAACUCGGGCCUGGGAUGCCAGCACACAAAGCCUAAAUCCCCCCGGUUUUUAGCCCUGAGCUCCUAAACCCCACCCUUUAUGUGUCACACCCCACGUUUGAAUGCCUAAUUUGACCUAUGACCCUAAGUUUCUAAAUAUUAUCCCAAAGAAAACGUUAACCUCUUAAUCUGCUCCUGAGCCUAUCCCCAACCCACAAAAUUGAGAUUUGGGAUUCAAGGGCCAGCCUAAUCGAAACACACACAUACACAUACACACACGCACACACAGACAUCAACCUACAGAUACUUCAGGACUUCAGUCAACGUCAGUCCCUGCUCCUGUAGUUCCCAAGUUUAGCCCUGUUUCCUAAAAUUCUGGGCCUUGGUUCUCAGACCUUCAAAAUCACCAUCUUUGAGCCUAAUCAUUUUGAAGGAUCCUUUCCUCUUCCAUUUGCAACCCCUAGGUCCUCCCUUAUAACCCAAAAUGACUUCUCCAUGCUCUUCUCCCCUAGAGACCCCUGUCCCUCAAAGUGCCCCUGCACUCAAGGCCCCCAUUAUGCCACCUCCUCCCCCAACCCAGAGCCCCCCAGACUUAGAUUUUCCACCUCCUCCCUUGAGCCUCCAGGUCCUUAUCCCUCCACCACCCCCACCACCCCCUCUACCCCCUCCACCCCCUGCCACGGGGACAGCGCCGCCUCAUGUGUUUGGCAUGGAAAAGAGUCGGCUCCUGAAGGAGGCCUUGGAGAAGGCAGGCCCAGUCCUCAAGGGCACAGAGGACAUCAAGAGGCUCCUGAAGGUGCACAAGGACCGGAGGGUGCCCCAAACUGGGGACCGGGAGCCCUGGGCUUCUGUCUUGCUCCCUGGCUGGCCUUGGGAUGGAAAUAUUUCAGAGGUGACUUGCAGUGGAUCCUCUUCUGUGCUGACCUGCCCUCCCUCAUCCAGGAAGGCCCUCAGUGCGGACUGGUGGCCUUGUGGAUGGCGGGCAUGCUCCUGGCAUCCCCCAGCGGCACUCCCCUGGAGAGCCUCAUGCAGGUGGCCAAGGACAGAGGCUACACCGCCCAGGGGGAGAUGUUCUCGGUGGCUGACAUGGGCCGCCUGGCCCAGGAGGUGCUGGGCUGCCAGGCUGAGCUGCUCUGCGGCGGCCUGGGUGGUCCCAACAGAGACCGCGUCCUGCAGCACCUUGUCGCCGGACACCCCCUGCUCAUCCCCUACGACGAGGACUCCAACCACGAGCCGUGUCAGAGGAAGGGCCACAAGGCCCACUGGGCAGUGAGUGCAGGGCAAGAGUUGGCACUACCAGCUGUGGGACUACAACCAGCUCCGGGAGAGCAACCUGCAGCUGACGGACUUCUCGCCCUCGCGGGCUGCCGAUGGCCGAAUGUAUGUGGUGCCCGCCGGCGGGGUGCGCGCCGGCCUCUGUGGCCAGGCCCUGCUCCUCAGACCACGGGACCCCAGUCACCAGCCCGCUGCGGCCCUGAAGAGCCAGGCCACGCAGGGCCUGGGCACCGCCACCAUUUGAGGAGACUGUCACCUUCUGUGAAGCAGCACAGGGAUUGGGCUGGAUCUCUGAGGCCACCAGCCCAGAAAUUCCUCACGCGGCCCCCCAUUCAUCCAGUCCUGCCCGAACCUGGACAUCAUCCUGCUCCCCCCAAGCCUGUCACCAUCAGUGUGGAGCCAGCAGACAAGGUCCCUCUCCAGGGGAGACUCAGCUCAGGCAUCGCGACCUGCCCGCCCCGCUGCACCUGAGAUCUGUCUGUUCCUCACAGUUGAUGUCCUUCUUCUAAAGUCCCUCUUCUAAACCCCUGUCAUCCCCCCAGGCAUCUGUGAGAACCUCCUCAGCGGACACUCCUCUGCCGCCACCCCCCAGCUGAUCACCCAGGGGCCCGAGGGAGCCUUUCAGAAUGGAGACCGGGUCGCACCACUCUCCUGCCAGAGACACUGGCCGCAGGAUGGAGCCGAGGAGAGGAGGCCCCAGCUCCCCUCUCGUCAUCCCAGACAGUUCUCCCCACAGUUUCUGCCCUCCAGGUCCCUGAAGGUCAUGCCCCCUCCCCCUGCCCUUCCCCUUAUCUUCCUGACCUUGGCUCAGAUGUCAGCUCCUCAGGAAUCCCUCAGCCCCAGGCCGUGCCCCUCCCCCCAACUCCUGUGUCCUGAUGGUUUAGAAGCAAAAAGCCAGUGUCUGUGAGAGGAGGUCCAUGCGCCUUACACAUGCCAACUCAUCAAAUCCUCCAGCCACGAUAGGGAGUCCCACAUCCUCCCCAUUUUUCAGAUGGGAGGUGAGGCCUGGAGGAGUGCAGUCACUGGCCUAAGGACCUCUGGCUGCAGGUGGCAGGGCCAGGAUUCCAACCAGGCCGUCAGGGCCGGGCUGCCUGCCGGGCCAGCUUCCAGCUCCACGAACUUUCACAUCACGACACCAAUCGCAAAUUGCAUCCUUCCUGUCUGUGUAGACAUAAAUAUACACAUAAUGCAUGUGGCUAUAGGAUUAAUGGAUACUUGUCACCCUGCUGGUUUGGGAGCUCUUUGGGGGAGGACCAGAUCUGUCUGGGUCAUUGCUGUAACCCCAGUGCCUAGAAAAGAGCCCCACAUAGGGUGCAUGUCCAGUGUGGAGGUUCUGAGGAGUGAAAGAGGUAGGGGAGCGGUCUCCCAGCCCAGCCCCAGCCCCUCUCCAGGGCCUCCCCCUCCCCAGCGCUCUGGGCUGUCAUUGUCUGCACUGACUUGGGAGCCUGAGGUUGUCUCAGUCACUGCUGGGUCCCCUGUAGCACCCACCCAGAGCCAGGCACGAGGUAGCAGCUUGGUGACUGUUGGCGGGUGCUUGAGCCAGCCCGCCCUGAGCCUGCCUCCCUGCCUCACACUGAUGAUUAUCCCAUCACCCCACCCAGCAUCAACGCACAAGUUAUGAGGGUUGAGCCCACACACUCCAGGUGCAAAAGAAAAAGCUUCACAAGUUUGACGUCGAAUGGCUGUUUAUUGGGAUGGCAUCAUGGGGGAAGGCACAUACUUGGCCUCCUGCUCUCCCAACGCCACCCAUCUACCAGCUACCUCUCCUAUAAAUAAGUAUAAAG
Choloepus didactylus (southern two-toed sloth) is the source of this 3274-nucleotide messenger RNA. It is a transcript of the gene ACTMAP, whose product is annotated as chromosome 27 C19orf54 homolog. The record is from RefSeq and is a predicted model, not a curated record. The coding region runs from base 711 to 1961 and encodes 416 amino acids. The transcript is spliced from 8 exons. Lineage: Eukaryota; Metazoa; Chordata; Mammalia; Pilosa; Megalonychidae.